AGGCAAUGACGCUGUGUUCCGUUACCAAGGCAUUCUCAAGGCAAACUUAGCUAAAAAGCUAAGCUAACAGAUCUGCAAGAUAAUCUUAUAGCUAUGAUAUAGCGACAAUUUAGCAUCUUUAACGAGCUGAAAAUACACAGAAAAGGGUUUCCUACAUCCCGAGUCAACAUAUUUUGUCUAAAGCUUUUAGUUUGUUCCUAGAGUUGUCUAAAUUAGAGUCAGAAAACCAAUAUUUCCUUUGGAAAAGCUCGGUCUACAAGCUACACAGCCAUCAUGGCUGACUUUGGAUUCAAUGAACAUCACCAGAAUGAAAUUAUUAAUUACAUGCGAUUUGCCCGUUCAAAGAGGGUCCUUAGGCUCAAGACUAUUGACUCAUGUUUUGAGGAACUCAAAGAUAGCAGGUUGGUGGAAGAGACAUUCACAGUGGAUGAGGUUAGAGAGAUGAUGGACGGGCUGCAGAUGGUGGUGCGUGGAGAGGUGGAGAUGGAGCUCAUCAACACAGCCCACACUAACGUGCUGUUGCUCAGGCAGCUUUUCUCCCAGGCUGAGAAGUUUUACCUCCGACUCCAGAGUGACAUCUCAGAACUGGAGAACAGGGAAUUGUUAGAGCAAGUGGCUGAAUUUGAGAAGACGGAUUUUAAAACCAUCAACAAGUCUCAGAUUAACCAGGAAACGAUUAAACCCAAGCUGGCGCCGCUUAAUGAAGGUGGGGUGUCCGAACUCCUUAAUAAGGAAAUAACAAGACUACAAGAAGAAAAUGACAAACUGAAAUCCCGGCUCCGGACGCUGGAGUCCCAGGCCACGAGUGCUCUAGAAGAGAAAACAAAGGCAGCGAGAGCUCUGAAAGACCUCCAGAAGGUGCAAGGUGAACAGAAGUUUUCCACUCAAUCCCAGGAGAUCAACAGCCUCGAGAGCACGGUAGCAGCUCUGAAAGAGGACUAUGAAAGAUCUCUGAGCGCCAGUGCUGCAUCCCAGAAGGAUCUUCAGGAGAACCUGAUCUCGGCCAAACACGAGCUUCUGCGAGUGCAGGAGCAGCUGGCCUUAGCAGAGAAGGAGUUGGACAAGAAGUUCCAGCAAACUGCAGCGUACCGCAACAUGAAGGAGAUUCUAAGCAAGAAGAACGAGCAGAUCAAAGAAAUUAGGAAACGGUUGCAAAAGUAUGAGCCUGACGAAUGAGUUCUCCACAUAUCAUCAAGUGAGAUGGGACCAGAUCUGUGUUGUGGACAAGAAACCAUCAGUUCCGGUGUUGUGAAGACAACAUUUAUGUUUGCUUUAUCUGGAGUUUUCUGUGCUUAUUGGCUUUAUGAGCAGAAGCAGGAAGCCUGGCGUCACACAGAACUGGAUACAGGACAUUUAGCUUUUUUCUGUUUGAACAUUGAACUCACCUUCAGUAGCUACCAGAUUCCCUCAGUGCUCUAUGCAAUUACCAGUAUUUCCUGUUUAAUGGGGCCUUUUCCUUUUGCUGAACUGUGAAGUGUUAAUCAGCAUUAUAAAAUUAAUCACUGAUUUAUUUUAGCGACAUGUUAUCAAAAUCUAAACCACCGUAGUCUAUUUGGCCGUUUGAUGUCACUUUAGCUUUAUUCUGCUGACUAAACAUUUGGUAAUAUUUCACAUUUAAUUUCUAUCUGUGAUGACUUUGGAAGUCAGAGCGUAAAGUAUAAUGCAUUAAUUAUUCUAUUUUCUUUCUGCUCUUACAUGUAGAUCUACAGGGCAUAGGAUAUUUUCUGUGUGGAAUCUGUGUAUUUUUUGUAUUGCUGUAUAUACAUGACUUUCAUGACAGAAAUGCUCUUGUAGAGUGUGGCACAUCUACUGUUACACGAGAUGUGUUUAUUUGGAUUGCGUAAAAUAUGGGGUAAUAAAAAGUGUGGCUGAAAAUAGUUUUGCUCAGAGUGAAUUUCCUCUUGAUUGGUGCUAGUACGUAAGAAUUAAAACACUCUUGAUGCU
This is a messenger RNA of Nothobranchius furzeri (turquoise killifish), 1944 nucleotides long. It is a transcript of the gene lztfl1, whose product is annotated as leucine zipper transcription factor-like 1. The record is from RefSeq and is a predicted model, not a curated record. Gene Ontology annotation, cellular component: cytoplasm. NCBI's taxonomy places the organism in Eukaryota, Metazoa, Chordata, Actinopteri, Cyprinodontiformes, Nothobranchiidae. Gene Ontology annotation, biological process: negative regulation of protein localization to cilium.